AUGGCACGUAGGACAGUUUACGAUCAGGCGACCACCGGCUUCGCCGGUGGGAAUUCCCCCAUCACCCUUCCAGAAAUCCCGAACGAUCGGUCUUGGCAGAUUCCAUCCUACAUUAUGACCGCCAUCACAAAUUCUUGCCAGUUCCAUGGUCGUGACGACGAGGAUGCCCCCGCUCAUAUCAAUCGCAUCACUCGUCUCUGCAGCACCUUCUCCAUUGAGGGUGUCAAUCUUGAUGCUAGGUAUCUUCAGGUUUUUCCGUUCUCACUCGCUGGACGCGUAGCCGUCUGGUUCGAUUCCCAGCCAGCUGGCACUUUCACUACUUGGGCAGGUCUUCGCGAUGCAUUCUCAGCCAAGUAUUUUCCGCCAGCCAAGGCGUCUCGCCUUCGUGACCAGAUUCACUCAUUUCGUAUGGAGCCGGAUGAGCCGUAUCACUUAGCUUGGGAGCGUUUUCAGACCUUGAUAUCCCGUUGUUCUCAGCAUGGUCUAUCCGAUCGGGCGUUAGUAGAGAAAUUCUACAAUGGUCUUACUCCUGAGAUUAGAGCUCGCUUCGAUACUUCAGCAGGAGGUCAGCUUAUGGGAAAGAAGACGGUGGCUGAGUGCAAUGAUUUGUUUGAGAGUUUUACCCACUCCGAUAUGGACUACAGUACUACCAGCAGGACUUCCAUUCCUGUGCAUACCACCUCGGCCGGUCGAGGGGUAAACCAAGUUAGCUUGGAUCCAUCGGUAGCUGCUGUAGUCGAGAGUUUGAGGCAGGAGAUGAGGCAGGAGUUGAGUGAGAUAAAGAAGAAAGUUGAUAGGUGUGAGGUUUGCCGAGGAGGUCAUGAUACUAUCGAUUGUCCUACACUUACUCUUGAGCAGGUAGAGUAUAUAGCCGGUCAGUCUAGGGGUCCCAGGAAUCCGUUCAAUAAUUCUAAUUCCAGAUGGCACGCUAGUGGUAAUUCGAGUGGUUAUCGUUCGUCUGGAAAUCCUCCUGGAUUUCCAUCUGGUCAGUAUCAGAGUAGAGGGCCCGGUAUUUACACGAGUUCUGGUUCAGGGCAGUUUAGUGGGUCAGGUUCGAGUGGGCAGUUUGCGAGUGGAGGAGCGGCUCAGGAGAGUCAGGAUAGUGGGAAGGCUUCCGAGGGUAGUCUGAGCAGGUUAGAGGAGAUGUUCGCUCAGAUGAUGACGCAGAAUCAGGCGUUCUUUAAAAGUCAGGAGCAGACUAAUAAGAAUCACGAGCUCCAGCUCAAGAGUCAGCAGGCCGCCCUUCUUGAUCUUCAGCGAACAGUAGGCGGACUUACUAAGCAGUUGCAGGAGCACCCGCCGGGUCAGUUUUCGGGAAACACCUUCACGAAUCCCGCGAAUCAGUCAGCGAAGGCGAUUACGACCCGUAGUGGGAAGAGUUUGGGAGAGGUAGUGAGAGAGAGAGUUGAGGAAGAGAACGAGGAAGAAGUUGAUGAGGAGAUCGAGAUGGAGGCUCCAGGCAAGCAGCAGAAAUAUGCUCAGGAAUACGGGAAAUUCCUCGAGAUGUUUACACAGUUGAAAAUCAAUCUUCCGUUCAUCGAGGCGCUUCAGUCUAUGCCUAAGUAUGCGAAAUUUCUCAAAGAUCUUUUGAAGCAUAAGGAGAGAAUCGGUGAGCUUUUGAAUAUUCCGUUAACAGGAGGUUGUUCCGUGGUAGUCUUGAAUAAGCUACCAGAGAAAUUGACCGACCCUGGUACUUUCACGAUUCCAUGUUUCUUUGGGGGAGCCGUUACCCCUGCUCACGCCUUAGCCGAUUUAGGGGCCAGCAUCAAUCUGAUGCCAUUUUCGUUGUAUGAGCGACUUGGUCUAGGAGACCUUACACCCACACGCAUGUCAUUGUCCUUGGCUGACCGAUCAGUCAAGUAUCCUCGUGGGAUAGUAGAGAAUUUAUUGGUGAAGGUUGAUAGGUUCGUAUUCCCAGUGGAUUUCGUUGCGCUCGACAUGGAGGCCGAUGAGAGAGUUCCCAUUAUUCUGGGCCGUCCAUUCCUUCGAACCGCAAAGGCGAUCAUCGACGUCUUUGACGGUAAGAUUUCUCUUCGUGCGGGUGACGAGAUUGUCACAUUCGAGAUUGAUAGAGCGAUGCAGCAUCCUAGCGGUCGUGAUGAUGAUAGUGGGCCGUGUCAUUCCGUUUACUUUCUCAAUUCAUUCAUAUCUUGCGUCGACACAUGUCUUGAGUACAUCUGA
Molecule: messenger RNA, 2181 nt
Organism: Helianthus annuus (common sunflower)
Lineage: Eukaryota; Viridiplantae; Streptophyta; Magnoliopsida; Asterales; Asteraceae
Exons: 2
Coding region: 1-2181 (726 amino acids)
Source: RefSeq, a predicted model, not a curated record